AUGGAAAGAAGUACUGGACAGAGAUAUGAGGAUGAAACGACAGAACAACCGGUGGAUUACAGUAAAAAGUAUAGUGAAAGAAAAAUAGUGGUUGAAAAUCAUCCAAUUGAAAAUUCCUCUCGAACUGAUCGAUCUUGUAAAAAAGAAUUCGGAGAACGUGAUACUAAAGUAGAUUUAUUUGGAGAUUAUGCUGAAACUGAUCUUGAUCAACCAACAGAUUAUAGUUUACGAUAUGCUGAAGAUGACACAGAUGAUGAUGAGAAACAGAGUCCUGAAUAUUUUCCUGGAAGUGUUCAGGAAGAUACUGUAAAAACAUACUGUACUGAGGGAACUCCAUAUGAGACACCUUUCAAUUUUUCAACUGCAACUUCUAUGUCUGACUUACGUUUAGAGGAUGCAAAGGAAGCUGUAGAUUCACAAAAGAAGCUUAAUAAAAAGGAACUUAGUCGCAAAGAAGAUUUGAAUUAUGAACAUACACUAACAAUUAAUUGCAAUGAAGAUCGUUCACUUCUUGUUGAAAAGGAACUAGAAGUAUCUACAACUUCUGAUACAUGCAAACCUGGCUGUAUUUCCUCUGAGAAAUUACUUAAUUAUUACCAGGCAGGAACAUCAGAUGGAUUUUCUCGUGCAAACUCUUUAAGUUCUCUUGGUAGUGCAAUAACACAAAGAACUAAUGUUAUGGGAAUCAUUUCCAAAGUACCUUCUACAGAUUCUUCUGCUAAGGUAGAUAGUGUAUUAGAAAGAGCAGAUCGUACUGCAAUUAAUUCUAACAUUAACAUGUUACGUAUUCCUGAUGAAACUGAUAGUUCUGCAGAGGGAAAAAAUAAUUCUAGAGUGGUAGAUAAAGAAGGCAAAAUGGUUACAUUCAGCAGACAAGAUUAUUAUGCAGAGCAAACUCCUUUAAUGUUUUCACGUUGUAGUUCUUUGGGUUCACUAAGUGGAUUUGAACAGCAUUCCAUACACGACGAUCGUAGCUCUAUUAUAAGUGACUUUAGCCGUAGAACCAGUGGUGUUGUAUCUCCAAGCGAAUUACCAGAUUCACCUACACAAACUAUUCCUCCUAGUCCUCGUAAUCAUAAAAAUCAAUGUGCAGAUUUUACAGGCAAAAUACCAGAAGAAGCAGUAAGACCGUCAGUUCGACAUUUAUCAUAUUCAAAAUGUCAUGCACCAAGAACCAGUGUUUUUGAAGAUGAUAUCGCCACAUUUAAAGAGGAAUCAACUCCUAUUGAAUUUUCUACAGCUACUAGUCUUAGUUCUUUAACUAUCGACGAUGAAAUGAAAAUUGUUAAUACUUCUAAAUCUCAAACUGAUUUAAAGGAAUCCUCGAAUGAGCUGGAUAAAAAUAUCAAAGUAGAUUCUUCAGAAGAAAAAGUUAAUAAUGCGGAAGUUGAGAAAGAUCAGGAGCAAGUGAGCGAUGGUGACGAAGAUGACGAAGAUAUGUUGGCUGCGUGCAUCAGUAUGGGAAUACAAAAUAAUAGAUAUAGACAAUCUUUUAAAACGUCCACUGUCCAGAAACCCAUACAGUCGGAAUCAUCAAAUAUGUUGGUACACUGUCAUAGAACAUCAGUUUUAAACAGAUUGGAUCCUCCAGUUCCUGUUACUGUUACUUCUGUAGAAACACCAGUGACAACUUCAAAGUCUAAUAAGCCUGCGAUAGAGGUUGUUGCUGCACCAGAUACAGUACAUAUUUAUUGUACAGAAGAUACACCUGCUGAUAUUUCUCCAGUGGGUUCGCAAUCAAAUCUUUCAGCCUUGUCUAUGCCAAGUGUUCAGGAAGAUGUAGAAAGAAUUGAAGAAAUUAAAUCUUCGGGUGAAGUCGAAUGCCAUAGAAACGAUUUGUCGGAUGAGAGUUCUAACUUAUCUGGAGAAGAUGAAAAAAUUCUUGAUGAAUGCAUUCAAUCGGGAAUACCAAAAGUUCGACAAAUAACUCCACCACCAACUGGUUCCAUUCCCUUUGUUCAAAAAACGGAAGUUUUAUCACAAAGAUUUAAUAUAUGUGGUACUCCAUCAUCAUCUCCUGUAGAAAGAGGAAACAAAAAUUCUGUUCUUCGUAAACCCAUGUGUCGUACAUCGUUAGACCACGAAAAUGAUCUUUUUGACGACAGUCCUAAUCAUUCAGAUGAUGAAGCCAUCCUUAGCGAGUGUAUAAGAGCGGCUAUGCCUAAGGUUAGAUUAAAUAUUUCAGCACUUAUAGGACAAACAUUGCCGCAAACAACGGAAAAAUUAAAAAUGAUGACUCCAAGGAAACAAUCGCUAUCGUCUUCUACAUCAUAUCGACAAAUAGAAUAUGCAGAGGAGAGUAAACAUCAAUCAAAAAAAUCUGUUCCAUUUGAGGAUAAUUUAAGUCUCUCAGAAGAGGAGGAAGACAUUAUGUUGGCACAGUGUAUUAAAUCCGGCAUGCCAAAGGCAUUAAAUGUUUCAUCAAAUUCAUCUUUAGCUUCUGUAAAAAAACAACCAGAAUACUCAAAAACAAGAAAUACCAUCAGUACUUCGUCGUAUGUAAACAAACCCUAUUUAAUUAGAAAUGGCAUGUUACAAAGUCAAACAGUACAUAAAGUUAUUGAAAACGAUCUUUCUCUACAUGGAGGAUCUUCUUGUACCUUUCAUUCUACGAAGACUCAAGAAAGUAGGAGACAUAUUGUCAAAAAUGGCGGAAUUAAUGCAUACGAAAAAACAAAUCCCCAACAGUCAUAUACGAGGAAGUUUCCUCAGUCAGAUCAUGAACAUGGUACUAUAAAUGAAAAUAUACCGAGUGUUUCACGCUCCGAUAUUCCUAAUUGUAGAUCUCCCAUUUUAAAUGGAACGGAUAAUGACGAUGAUGAACCAUGUCGGAACAUUAUAAAGUCAAAUGUAGUGCCCUCUAGACAUAGUUCGGUUAGUUCCCUCAGUGAAGAGGGUUCUCUUGGAUCUAUUGAAGAAUGGGCUUUACUGGAGUUGUGUAUUAGUUCUGGAAUGCCCAGGAACAAAUAUCGUUUGAAGGGAAUGAAGAAUACAGAGGGAAAUGUUAAUGAAGAUCGUGAUGGCAUAGCUGAAGAUAAUUAUUCGAUAUGUAGUUAUAAUUCAUAUGUUUGUAAAACAUAAGGCAA
Messenger RNA from Eufriesea mexicana, 3086 nucleotides. RefSeq names its product adenomatous polyposis coli protein. Gene Ontology annotation, cellular component: beta-catenin destruction complex; cytoplasmic microtubule; catenin complex. Gene Ontology annotation, molecular function: gamma-catenin binding; microtubule binding; beta-catenin binding. The record is from RefSeq and is a predicted model, not a curated record. Gene Ontology annotation, biological process: cell migration; negative regulation of microtubule depolymerization; pattern specification process. NCBI's taxonomy places the organism in Eukaryota, Metazoa, Arthropoda, Insecta, Hymenoptera, Apidae. The transcript has 8 exons. The coding region runs from base 1 to 3081 and encodes 1026 amino acids.